Balearica regulorum gibbericeps (East African grey crowned-crane) is the source of this 1069-nucleotide messenger RNA. The record is from RefSeq and is a predicted model, not a curated record. NCBI's taxonomy places the organism in Eukaryota, Metazoa, Chordata, Aves, Gruiformes, Gruidae.
CUCCCAGUCCCACCACAGCUGUUCCUUACACGUCAGUGAAGUGCAUUGACGUAAGAAAGAACCACCACAAAACCAAGUGGCUGAUGCCCUGGGGACCCAACCACUGCGAGAAGCUCAAAGACUUCGACGAGGCGGUGAGCAGGCAGAUCGAAGCCAACGAUAUCGUGUUUGCCGUGCACAUUCCCCUCCCCAGGAAGGAGAUGAGCCCCUGGUUCCAGUUCAUGCUUUUCAUCAUGCAGCUGGACAUCGCGUUCAAGAUGGACAACGACCUAAAAGAAAAUGCAGAAAUUACCCUGGAUGUGUCAUUAGCAUAUCGCGAUGGCAUGUUUGAUGACUGGGAAGAAAUAGCACAUGCAAUAGAGAUCAGGAAGCUGAAAUGCACCUUUGGCUCACCAAAAACCCUGGAAUCCGAAGGCCGUCACUACGACUGUGACUUCCUUCCCUUCAUGGAGAUCGGCAGCGUGGCCCACAAAUACUACCUCAUCAACAUCCGCCUCCCUGUGAACGAGAGGAAGGGCAUUAAUGUGGGCAUUGGGGAAAUCAAGGAUAUCCGCCUCGUGGGCAUCCAUCAAAACGGAGGCUUUACAAAAGUGUGGUUUGCCAUGAAGACCUUCCUCACCCCCAGCAUUUUAAUUAUCAUGGUCUGGUACUGGAGACGGAUCACGCUGAUGACACGCGCUCCUGUCCUGCUGGAGAAGGUCAUCUUUGCUCUGGGAAUUUCCAUGACGUUCAUUAACAUCCCUGUGGAGUGGUUUUCCAUCGGAUUUGACUGGACUUGGAUGUUGCUCUUUGGAGACAUUCGACAAGGCAUUUUCUAUGCUAUGCUCCUGUCAUUCUGGAUCAUCUUUUGCGGAGAGCAUAUGAUGGACCAGAACGAGCGGAAUCGUCUCUCGGGGUACUGGAAGCAGGUUGGACCCAUAGCUGUUGGCUCCUUCUGCCUCUUCAUCUUUGACAUGUGCGAGAGGGGAGUGCAGCUGAAGAACCCCUUCUACAGCAUCUGGACCACCGAAGUUGGCACGGAGCUGGCUGUAUCCUUCCACCCGGCUCGGGGCAGGCUCGGUCUGUGUCG